Molecule: messenger RNA, 1283 nt
Organism: Eleginops maclovinus (Patagonian blennie)
Lineage: Eukaryota; Metazoa; Chordata; Actinopteri; Perciformes; Eleginopidae
Exons: 4
Coding region: 650-1168 (172 amino acids)
Biological process (GO): cell adhesion; tissue regeneration
Cellular component (GO): membrane
Source: RefSeq, a predicted model, not a curated record
GACCACACCCCCUCUUUAAAUCCCAUUUCACUGCUUUAUCCGCCUUAACAUUCCCAUCAAAAUUUGAGUGAUUAUGCUCAUGUUGGAUUUGAUGAUCGACUCCAACAUGAGCAGCGCCCAAGAACAUAAGCAGUGGUGGGAGAAGUUUUCAGAAGCUUUAUUUGAGUGAAAGUACCAAUACAUUACUGUCCAAAUACUUCAUAACAAGUAAAAGUCCUUAAGUAAAAGUAGAAAAGUAUUAUCAGUCAAAUGUACUUAAAGUAUGAACAUGUUAAGUAAUCAUUGUGCAGAACAAUGAUCUUGUGUGUUUAUAAUUAUAUUUACAUAUGUGACAUUUCUAGAUAACAUUGUUGCAUCAAGUAGAGUUUUACUGUUGUAGACAAACAAAAAAGACACAUUUCGUGAAUAAUCCAUCAGAGUCCUUAAUGCUGGGAACAUGCUGCAUAGAACAAAAGCAAGAAGUGUCCCUGUUAAAAAAACACCUCUCUGGAAGAAGGUGACUCAUGGUGGGAGGGUUCCUGUAAGUGGAGGACUUGCAUGACUUGUUGAGCCUGUCUACUCCCUAAACUCUCUCUUUGAGUCUCCUACAGUGAGCUCUGAGCACAUGCAGCAGGAAGAGCUUCUCCUGUAGACACCGACAGUCUGCAUCAUGGAGGCUGCGUUCAAACCGAACGGAGAGGACAUAGCUCUGAAUACACUGGGGGAUAUAGAGGCGGGGACAGCCCGCUCUGGGAAAGCGUACCGGUCCAUCAACUUGAAUCACUAUGCCACUAAGAAAACUGCGGCUCAGAGCAUGCUGGACGUGGCCCUGCUGAUGGCCAACUCGUCCCAGCUGAAGACCGUUCUCUACGUGGGGCCUCACUACCGGUUCUACCUGCCCCUUCUUGUGCUGCUGUCUCUGUCCAUCAUCUUACAAGUGACCGUGGGGCUGCUCCUCGUCUUUAUCGCAGUGAAGUACGAUCUGAACGAUGUGAGGAAACAUGCCAAGUUAAAUAGGAUGAACAACGCAGCCACAGUGUUCGUCUUCUUCACCGUCCUCAUCAAUAUCUUCAUCACAGCGCUGGGAUUCGAGGGGUAUACUGCCAGGUCACCAAUGACACCUGUGAUUUUGCCAGAGCAUCAUCUCUCCCUCCUGCCCAACGACCUCAACAUGACUUCGGGCUUUUAGUCGUCAGUCUCCGGAGCAGCCCUUAUCUGAUAUAUCAAAGCCUUCAAAUCUAAGACUAUGGUACCAGCAGCCGUUUGUAACUUCUGAUCAGCUCCCUGCUCCUGAAUCACCUUUC